Molecule: messenger RNA, 4705 nt
Organism: Pleuronectes platessa (European plaice)
Lineage: Eukaryota; Metazoa; Chordata; Actinopteri; Pleuronectiformes; Pleuronectidae
Gene: ptpn9a
Product: protein tyrosine phosphatase non-receptor type 9a
Exons: 13
Coding region: 420-2132 (570 amino acids)
Biological process (GO): protein dephosphorylation
Molecular function (GO): protein tyrosine phosphatase activity
Source: RefSeq, a predicted model, not a curated record
AAAAAGUUGCGCUUGCUUGCACUCGAGGAGUCGGCGGGCAGCUGCAGCUCUCAGGUCCGUGCACGGUGAGGUUGAGGGGGCCGCAGAUCAUGGUGUGGAGCCGGUGACCAUCGAGCUGAAGCAGAGUGUGGCUGCUCCUCUUUUUCUCCUCCCUCUCUCUCUCUCUCUCUAGCUCUCUCUCUCUCCUUCCCUUCUCCUGUGCUCGGUGAAAUCUGACACAACGGAGGCAGCUCUCUCUCUGUGGUUGUGGAUGUCUCGGAGAGGCUCUGCCAGAACGAGGACACUGAGCUCGGGCUCCUGCGUUUUUCACAUGGCGUCACCCUGGGGCGAGAGGGCCAGCCCCUGAAGCCCGGCUCUCCACGAGGGACUCGCGCCGCUCCGCUACCCGCCGCCGCGCUGAUCCAGAGGCAGUCGGAGCCAUGGCAGCGACGCUAUCAGCAGACGAAGAGCAGGCUACCAGGCAGUUUCUGGAGGAAAUCAACAAGUGGACCAGUCAGCAUGGAGUGUCGCCGCUGUCCAGAGAACUGGCCGUCAAGUUCCUCAUGGCUCGCAAGUUCGAUGUCCUCCGAGCCAUCGAGCUCUUCCACAGUUACAGGGAAACGCGUCUGAAAGAAGGAAUCGUCCGACUCCAGCCUCAGGAGGAGCCUCUGCGCUCGGAGCUGCUCAGUGGGAAGUUCACUGUGUUGAGUGUACGUGACCCGUCAGGGGCCUCCAUCGCCUUGUACACGGCUAAACUUCACCACCCCAACAAGACGGGCAACCACGUGGUGCUGCAGGCGCUCUUCUACCUCCUGGAUCGGGCUGUGGAAAGCUUCGAGACCCAGAGGAAUGGCUUGGUGUUCAUCUACGACAUGGCAGGUUCCAACUACACAAACUUUGAGCUGGACCUGAGCAAGAAGAUCCUCAACCUGCUGAAGGGGGCAUUCCCUGCCAGGCUGAAGAAGGUGCUGAUCGUCGGGGCCCCUGUUUGGUUUCGAGUGCCCUACAAUCUGCUCAGCCUGCUGCUCAAGGACAAACUUAGAGAGAGGGUUCAGAUGGUGAAAAUGGCCGAGCUGCGGCAACACCUCCCCAGAGACUGUCUCCCCCAGCACCUCGGUGGCCUGCUGCCCCUGGACGCGCACAGCUGGAACCAGCAGCUGCUGGUGGGCCAGAACGGCCGAGUGGACCCAGUGGACGAGCUGGUGGCCAUCCCCCUGGAGGACGACUCCAUUCACGCCCCCGGACCUGAGGCCAUGCGCCCACAGGAGAUGCUGGUGCACCUCGGCAGGCUUCAGCGCUCGGGCAUCCACCUAGAGUAUGAGGAGCUCCGCAAGGAACCGCCGUCGGGAACCUUCCACUGUGCACAAGCAGCCUACAAUCAGGAGCGCAAUCGCUAUGGAGACGUGCUGUGCCUUGAUCAAACAAGAGUGCGUUUGAAAGCCAGAAGGAACGAGAGAUCAGACUACAUCAAUGCAAGCUUCAUGGAUGGCUACAAACAGACGAAUGCCUACAUUGGUACUCAAGGACCACUGGAAAAGACCUACGGAGAUUUCUGGAGGAUGGUCUGGGAACAGAACGUGCUCGUUAUUGUCAUGACAACCAGGACAGACGAGGGCAGUCGGAGGAAGUGUGGACAGUACUGGCCACUGGAGGAAGGGGGACAAGAGGUGUACGGCCACAUGGCAGUGGUGAACCAGAGGGUGGACCACCACACCCACUACAACCACACAACCCUCGAACUGCACAACACUGAGACAUGUGAACAGAGACAAGUGAGUCAUUUCCAGUACCUCAGCUGGCCUGAUUACGGCGUCCCCACCUCCGCUGUGACACUCAUCGACUUCCUGGGAGCGGUGAAGAGACAACAGAGGAAAACAGUGAAGUCUUUGGGGCUUCAGUGGACAGGCCACCUGCUCGGACCCCCAAUGGUGGUGCACUGCAGUGCAGGGAUAGGAAGAACAGGUACCUUCUGUGCCCUGGACAUCUGUCUGUCCCAGCUACAGGACGUCGGAUCGCUAAACGUGUGCCAGACUGUGCGGCGCAUGCGAACACAGAGAGCCUUCAGCAUUCAAACCCCGGACCAGUACUACUUCUGCUACAAUGCCAUUUUGGAGCACGCCCAAAGACAGGGCCUGCUCCCGGCCAAUCAGUGAGCUUCAGUCGUGACUUCCCGAACCAAUCCACGAGCCCUGAGAUUACCCGUGGUCGAUCUGUUAACCCCCCCCCCCCCCCCCCGAGCUGUGUUGUUUGACCAAUUAGUGAGUGUGGGAGAGAAGCUGUCAUUUGACGUUUGGCCAUUUUUCAUUGGCAGACCAAGACAAGACAGUAGAAAUCCUUGAGCGCUGACAUUAUAAUGUUUCAAUGUGAUAACAUUCUGGCUGCCAACAAUGUGACAUUUAGUUUUUUUUUGCUGAAUCAUAUCUCAGAGUGAACCUGCUGCUCUGGCGUCGUGCGUUUUGUGUGUCUGUGGUCAGGGACGUGUGGAGGUAACAUAAAUUAGCCUUUUGAUUAAUAUUUGCCACUUAAAGUAAUGGUUUAAGGAUCUCAUUAAAGAAUAGUACAACCUAAAAUAAAAAAGUAAAUCAUUAUCCCAGAUCAGGUAAAACUCCACUAAUAGUUUUUUUUGACUUUUGACUUAAAAUUUCGGUCAAAUUAUCUUUUAAAGGCUGCAGUGAACGGGGACAUGGUACUUUUCUCCGAACAACUGCUGUAGAAAAGUAUUUGUAGCCAAAUUCCCCAUAGGCACAUGUACUUCUAUGACACAAAAGUCGUUACAGACUGGAACUCCAGAGAAUGUCCGCAGAAUUGUUUCUGGACAUUCUCCACAGGUUUCCUUUCACACAUGAACAAUGCAGCAUUAGAUUCUCCACUUAGACACAUUCACAACAACACAUUAAUCCGUGGAGGAUGAAUUCUGCGGAGGAUCUCCUGCUUUGUUCUCACAUUGGUUCAUCAGGGCGUUCUCUGCAGUUUUUACCAGGCGGCUGGGCGGAGAAAGUCCAGAGAAUUUCCGUAGCUUCUCACUCGGACAUUUGCUUUCUCAAAUACAGCCCCUGUAGAGAAUGUCAGGAGAUUAUCCAGAGAUCAGUGCAAUUCUAAAUGCGGCUUAUCAGAUGUUUCAGGUAAGAGAGGUAAACGGAGCCUUUCAAACAGCUCCAGUGGGUCAGAUUCAGCUUUUAAUGACUUUUUUAUUUAUUUAAGUUUCAAGCAAGAUGCAAGUUACAGACACAAUUCCAAAUUUUGGGGGUGAAUUGACCCUUUAACUAAGCACAGCUUUUUGUGUUCCAAACAGGGAGCAUAAUCACCACUUGUUUCUCUCAAGCAACAAUAAUGGUGUCGAUUUUGCACCUCAUGUGUCCAGUAUAUCCCGCUGUUCACUGCAGUAGAAUUUUCAGCAUACGGUUACGUAGAUGGUACGAGCUGGUUCUGCGUCGUCUCAGGAGUGUUCAGCUGAACACAAGGAGUAGAAACUGUCCAACAAUAUAGGAUUUAAUGAAAAGGUCUUUUGCCAAGAAGUUGUUCGAGCUUCUUUAGGUCUGCAUGAAGCAUCCUCUCUUUCAGUAAACAUCACUGAAUGGCAGUAAGGAGGAGUAAAGCACAUCCGAAAUCGAUUAGGCUGUAAACUCCUGUUUCAUCCCGGCUCUGAUCACUCAGUAAACUGCUGUCCAUGUGAUUUCCUCUUUAGUUUUUCUGAUGCAUCAUCUGAAACCCUCUGUCUCACCCUAACAAUUGAUGUUUCCUGACUCGCAGCACAGACAGUGACCGGCGUCUGGGAUUUACCUUCUGUCACUAGCAGUGCCAUCAUGCUGUAGUGAUUGCUGUGGGAAUGUAUUGCUUACCCACACGUGCACACGCAUACACGCUUGUGUAAAGAAGCUGCAGCGAUGAAGCUAUUAAAUCUGUGCAAGUCAUCGGUUUAAGACCUCAUGAGUAGUGCAAUACUUUGUCUUUCUUGUAACACAAAUCAUGUCUUAGCACUUUUAAAUGACUCUUCCCUGCGUGCUCUGAGAUUAUCACAGCUAUAGAAUGGGAUGACAAGGCAUAGUGACUCUGUAGAUCUACACGUGAUACUGGGACAACUUAAUCGUUACUGUUACAUUUAGAAAUGCUUCAAUAUAAAACGUGUAGUGACAUCUUGAACUCGCUCUAAUCGUCUGCAUAGAGCUUUACUGAGACAGGAGGACUUUACAGGGAAAUCCCACAUUAACGAUAGCAUAGCUGAGUAAACGUGCACAAACCUGUGGCUGCAACCUAUAAAGUCCUUGUUAGGCACUGAGUCAGAAGUGUUGCCUGAAAUGUAUUCUAAUUGUCGUCGUCCUUCCGACUGUGGCUGUAAUCAGUGCUUUCAUCUGGUCCCAGUGUCUUGCCAUUAUUAUAGAGUACAUGCAAGUACUGAGCGUGUGUGCGUCAUAAGUUGCAUUAUGUUGUUGCCGGGUGAAAAAAAACAAAUGUGUUCUUUGCUACAGUAUUCAUAUUGAAUUGCUUGUAGUGAAGCCUUUUUUAAGUCUGCCAUCCUUAUGCACUCUGAUUUUAGAAUUUUUUCUUUUCAGCAAAAAUGUGCCCCAUUUUAUUUUUCUAUUGUAUUCAACAACUGUUUUCAUACAAUUACCCAGGAUUAUACAGUUAUCUACAUUAAUUUUAUAUUUGUUCUGUUAUAACCUAUUACUUUGUCAUUUGUAUUGACUAUUGAAUCAAGCUAUACUGUAUUAAAUACAAACCAUGUCAA